AUGGCAAUAUUAGUUGUUGAUGUUAAUCAUCAUAUUGAACAAGAAUUUAUGACAUCUUUGUUGCAGAAAUUCAUUCCUACGCUUCGAGUUCGAAAAUUCGUAAUUAUUUCGGCAGAUAACUUCGAAAAACUCCAGGAUUAUUUUAUAUUCUUCAAAGAAAAUAAAUUCACCAGGAUAUUUGGGAUUUUUAAUCGCACAACCUAUGCAUAUAUGCAAUUUGCAGAUAGGAAAAUCCAACAAGUCUACAUGGAAGUCAAACUUCCUAAUUCAAUGGAAGAUUUAAACGGUUUCGUUUUUCGAACAACUGUUGAGAGAAACAUUCCCAGGACGUUUUGGUAUACAACAAAAGAAGGACAGCGCAAAAUAGGAGGCUGUUUUGGUCAAAUAUUUCUGAGCUUUAUUCGGCGACACAAUGCAACAUUCAAGGAAAUCAAACUGAACAAUUACACUGACAUGUAUGGCCCGGGAAUCAUAAAUGCCACCCUUCACAACCAAAUUGAUCUUAGUAUGAACAUUUAUGCUGAUAGCAAAGGACUUGAUCCCAGUUAUCCUGUGAAACUGGGCCGCUUCCUGGUGAUGGUCCCACUAAACGGCUAUGUGGACCCCAACGAGUACUUUAAACGACCUUUUUCUUUGGGCUUAUGGAUACUAAUUGGAAUAAAUCUAAUUUACAUAGUCCUGAUAGAUGUCGUGAUAAAAAUAUUAACCAAUAAACCUGUAGACAUAUGGCAGAGUUUUAGUCAAAUGUACCUAGCAAUGAUUGGUGGAUCACGAGAAAUACCUGUCACAACCGCCUAUCGACUUCAUAUUCAAGUUUUUUUGUUGUCUUUUAUUCUGAUGAACAUUUAUGUCAUAUGGUUUACGUCAUUUUUGACAGUUUACAUAAAAGUCAAACAAUUCGAGACCCUACAAGAUCUAAUUGAUAAUGAUGUCAAAGUUAUGAUUGCUAGUUACUUUUGGAAAGCUAUAUCAGUAUCGAAAAUCUUAAAGCCUGGAUUUGAAAAUCUUGUUGUAACCGUUGACUAUGAAACUCAUUUGACAGAAAUGUAUUCAAUGAAAAAUACAACUUUUGCCUAUGGCUUGAGUGCUGAUUUGAGUGAAUUUUUGAUAAGUUUACAGGCAUGUUUUGAGAAGCCAUUAUUUCACAUAACACGUGACAGUUUAUUGGUUUAUAAUUCUGGAUUUGUACUGGCGCCACAUUCACCGUUUAAAGAGAAUUUGAAUUUUUUCAUAAUUCAAGUUUUUGAAACGGGUUUGAUAAACAAAUGGGAUUAUGAUGUUGUUGUUCAGGCCCGAUAUGCUGGUUUAAAGGAACUUGAUGUUCAUCGUGGAAAUAGACGUACACCGCAUAAGAAUAAUGACAUGCAUGUUGCUUUGACAGUUGGACAUUUAAUGUUUUGUUGGAAUUUAUUGGCGAUUGGUUUGACAUUGGCCUCAUUGGCGUUUGUUGGCGAGAUAUUAAGCAUGAUUUUGUGA
Messenger RNA from Eupeodes corollae, 1476 nucleotides. RefSeq lists its product as uncharacterized. The transcript has a single exon. NCBI's taxonomy places the organism in Eukaryota, Metazoa, Arthropoda, Insecta, Diptera, Syrphidae. The record is from RefSeq and is a predicted model, not a curated record. Bases 1 to 1476 code for a protein of 491 amino acids.